AUGGUGGAGUUGGGAGAGGAUGUUAGAGAGCUGAACGAGGAUGAAAAGAAGCAGGAGGAAAAAAGAAAGGAAUGUCGGCCCGGUCCUAUUUCCUCCAGUCCUCACUGCCUGCUGCAUCUCUUAAAGGAGGGAGCAGACCCCAACACGCCUGCCUCCUCAGGGGGGUCCCUCCUUCACCUGUGUGCUCGCCAUGACAACGUUUUUGCGGCCGAGCUGCUGGUGGAGCGGGGGCUGAACGUCAACCUGCAGGACGAGGACCAGUGGACGGCUCUGCACGUGGCGUGUGUGUGUGACCACGCCGACAUGGCGGUGCUGCUGCUGCUGACGGGGGUGAACGUUCUCCUGCAGGACGUGAACGGGAACAUUCCUCUGGACUACGCCAGCGAGGGAACCGAGACCAGUUACAUCCUCCGCAGAUACCUGGAGGAGAACGGUGUGGAUGUGUCGUCCAUGCACAUCAUGCGUCUCCAGAGGCCCAGCACCAUGCUGUCAGACGUGAGGCAGCUGGUGUCCAGCAGGGGCAGUCUCAACCAGCCCAACCACGACGGGGUAACCCUGCUCCACAUAGCGUGUGCCAGUGGCUACAGAGAGGUCGUCUCAGUGCUGCUUGAGAAUGGGGUCGACCCCCAGCCUUACGACAACAACUACUGGACACCUCUGCACCUAGCCGCCAAAUACGGACAGACAAGCAUCGUGAACCAAUUACUGAAGCACAGAGCUGACCCGACACUAUUGAACUGCAACCAGGAAAAGCCCUCAGACAUGUCAGCGACAGAUCCUAUCGCGGACAUGCUGCUGAGGGCAGAGGCAUGCUGGGUACAGAGACAGAAGGACCCCACUGCCCCCCUGUUCCCCACAGACCAACGCUACAAUGAUGGAGGGGCUCAUGAUGUCACCACACCAGUUAAAAACCUGACCCCCCUGGCCCUACCCCUGGCCAAGCGUGACAGCCUAUUGGAGAAGCUCACCAUGUUUCGGGAGGUGGGCGGCGGUCUGAGCAGACAACCCUCCCAUGACAACGGUCUUGACGGUCCCUACAACACUGGUUCCGGAAAACUGGAGCAAGUGAAGUUGAUGCCGCCGGCACCAAACGAUGACCUAGCAUCACUCAGCGAGCUAACAGACAGCAGUCUGCUCUACGAAAUGCAGAAACGUUUCGCCAACAACCAGAUUUACACCUACAUUGGCAACAUUCUGCUUCUUGUGAAUCCCAACAAGGAGCUUCCUAUAUACUCCACCCUGGUGAGUCAGUUGUACCUGAGCUCGACAGGGCGUCUCUGCUCCUCUCUCCCCCCACACAUCUUCUCCUCCUCUGAGAGGGCCUACCACAUGAUGCUGCAGGAGAGACGGCCCCAGUGCUUCCUCCUCAGUGGGGAGAGUGGCUCUGGGAAGACCGAGGCGUGUAAACAUAUAGUCCGACACCUGACAGCCAGGUCUGGCCCCAAGGGCUUCUGCCUGGAGCCCAAGAUGAAGCAUGUGAACUAUAUCCUGGAGGCAUUUGGGCAUGCCCAAACUCCCAGGAAUAGCAAUGCCAGUCGCUUCAUCAAGCUGCUGAGUCUUCAGUAUUGUGAGAGGAGGAGGACACUGCUCAGAGCACGGGUCUCCACCUACAUGCUUGAGAAAAGUCGCCUGGUCCACAUGGCGCCCCAGCAGCCGAACUUCCACAUCUUCUACCUGAUGGCCGAAGGUCUGUCUGCUGAGGAGAAGAGCUGCCUGUACCUUAACAACCUGCUAGCACACAGGUACCUCAAUCCUGCUCCUCCGGGGGAAGGCCCCCCCGUGGCCAUGGCCUCCACCCAGAGCAGAGAUCGGCUGGCUGCUGUCAAACAGGCCCUGCGAGCCCUGGGCCUAAACAAGCUGGAAGUGGAUUCUGUAUUCCAGCUCCUGUCCUCUGUGCUCCAUGUGGGCGACCUGCGCUUCACCACCCUGACUGACCCAGACUCCGCCUUCCCGUCUGAUCUGCAUUUGCUGGAGCGAGUGGCUGGUCUGUUGCAGGUGUUUUCAGACGACUUGAGCUCUGCACUCACUUCUGAUGUGCAAUAUUUUAAAGGUGACGUCAUCACUAGGCGCCACACCGUGGAAAUGUCAGAGCAGUACAGAGACCAGCUGGCUAAGUCUCUUUACGGACGUCUCUUCAGCCACCUGGUUAACCUCAUCAACGAAUACCUACAAGGACAGGACGACAGCAUGGGUGACCCUGCCCUGGAGAUAGGAAUCUUGGACAUCUUUGGAUUUGAGGAGUUUCAGAAGAACAGCUUUGAGCAGCUGUGUGUGAACAUGACCAGUGAGCGUCUAAGACAGUAUGUCUCCGAGGUGCUGUUCCAGCAGGAACAGGCUGAGUGUCUGCAGGAGGGUGUCGCCAUGGAGACGCUGUGGUCGCCCGGCAACCAGCCAGCUGUUCUCGACUUUUUCUUCCAGAGGCCCCAGGGUCUGCUGUGUGUGUUGGACGAGGAGAGCCAGGCUCUGCGGCCUGCUGAGUACACCCUCUACAAGAGGCUGCAGACACACCUGGACUCCACACAGACACACGGCAUCUCCCUGACGACCAAGGACGGCAACGGAAAUCCCCCGCCCAAAGACCAGGGUCCCGCCUUCACCGUCAGCCACUAUGCAGGCCAGAUGACAUAUGACCUCACAGGGUCAUUGACAAAGAACAAAGACUCCCUCCCUCAAAACCUCCUGCUUGUUAUGAAGUCCAGUGAGAGUGUGCUGCUGCAGCAGCUGUUCCGGUCCAAACUGACCCAGACCGGUUCCCUGGUCCCGUCCCAGUCCAGACCAGGUCUGAGGGGGUCCAAAGCUGCCCUGCUCCUACGCAAAAUGACCUGUCCCUCCUCCUCCUUCUGCUCCUCCUCCUCCUCCUCCUCCAUCACUGCUCGACCUUCCCGGAGAUGCCAGGACCUUUCCAAGAUGUUGAAGAAGAAGGGAGCAGCCUCCUUCCUCCAGAGGCUGGAGAGGUGCGGUCCCAUUAUGGUCGCCGUCCAGCUGAGGAACUCCCUCUCUGAGCUGGUGGGCAAGCUGCAGGCGUGCACGCCUCACUUUGUGGAGUGCGUGCGUCCCAACGGCGGUGGCGCGGCCGACGCCUUCGACAGCGUCCACGUGUCCAGCCAGUUGCAGUACGUCGGAGUGCUGGAGAUGGUCCGCAUGAUUCGCUAUGGAUACUCGGUCCGCCUGCCCUUCAACAGCUUCCUCAGCAGGUUUAAAGAGCUGGUGGACACCACUCUGGCAGACAAGAGGAAGUUGUCAUCGGAGGAGAAAUGUUGCUACAUACUACAGCAGUGUAAACUCCAGGGCUGGCAGAUGGGGAGCAGCAAAGUGUUCCUGAGGUACUGGCAGGCUGACCAGCUCAACGACCGCUGUCACCAGCUUCACAGGAAGAUUGUCACCUGUCAGAAAGUGGUGCGAGGCUGGCUGACCCGACGGCGCGUGAGUCACGUGCUCUCCCAGACGGACGGCUGUCGUGUCCAGCGGUUCCUGCAGGGGGCAGAGGACCUGGGCCUGCAAACCUACGACCACCUGGUCAUCCAGAAUGCCUCCGACAUCUCCCGCGAGAGCGAUCGCCUGCGCUGCCACGGCAACGGUGUGGGCAGCAGCCCACCGCUCGGGGAGAGGCCCGAGCCGGUGGGCAAGGAGGAGGAGCCUGCCAAGAGAGUUGCGGAGAAGACUGCCAGAGCAAAUGAGGGCAGUCGGACCAUCCGCCACUUCCGUUCCAGCUCCGUGCCUAUCCCCCUGACCAUGGAAAGCUUGGUAUAUCCCAGUGCCAGCCCAUCCAUCAAGCCUGCUCUGGCACAAGCGGGUCAUACCACUGAGGAUGGGGGAACGGGGGGAACCUUGUCCUCCCCACGGAAACAGCCUCCCCCGAAGCCUAAGAGGGAUCCUAACACACGUCUGAGCGCGUCCUACGAGGCUGUCAGCGCUGGGCUCACCCUGGGUCCUAGAGAGAGCCCUACCCCUGAGGGUUGCGCAUCCCCUUCUGCCAGCCCCCCCAAAAAUCAGCUGUCUCCCACAGACCCCUCAGCCCUCUCCAAGCCCCGCCCCCACAGCGACGACUACACCACCAUGCGCAAGGUCCCGCCGCCCAAGCCCAAGCGCAGCCCCAACACCAAGUUGAGCGGCUCCUACGAGGAGAUCAACGCCGUCUCCCUUCACCUGCAGCUCCGCCCGGCCGACGUCAAACUGGCCCUGCUGUCCCGCGUGGGAGGGCUGGGGGCGUCGAUGCAGCGCGCCGCCUCCAUGGACGGCCCGCGGGGGGCGGCGCUGGGCCACGGCCAGGACGACGAGGAGGACGUGUACAUAGAGAUGGUGGGGGCCCACCCUCGGCACCCUCGCCCGCCCUCCAGCCUGCAGGACCCGUCGGAACCUCCCAACAGCCCGCCGGACGCGGAGGCCGUCUACGAGGAGAUGAAGUACUUCCUGCCCGAGGACGGGGCACUUCCCGUGGGCACCGCGAGCAUGGCGAGCAAGCUGGAGGCGCUCGGACUGGGGGCGUUGAUGGGGAUGUCGACCAAUCCGAGCAGGGAAUGUAAGCGGGUCGUGGUUGGGGUGACUGCUGCCGUGGAUAUCCCCCUCGUCCUGAACGCUGGGGCGGGGCUCUCGAAACCCGCCCAGUGGAGAGAGGGAGGGUGUGACAUCCCCGCCCCCUUCCCCAACCUGCUCCCGCAUCGCCCCCCCCUCCUGGUGUUCCCCCCUUCCCCAGUGACCUGCUCCCCAGCGUCGGAUGAGUCCCCCCUCACCCCCCUGGAGGUGAAGAAACUGCCGGUGUUCGAAACCAACCUGAACUACCCCGGCGGGGGGCCCGACUCCCCCAUCUCUCCCCAGUACUCGCGCCAGAGAGCCGACUCCUCCCCGAGCCUCUCCAUCCUCAUGCCGGACAAGUCCACCCCGCCUCUCACCCCGCCUCCCCCCAGCGCCCUCCCUCCCCCCUACAGACCCCCCUCCCACUUCCCCUUCCCCCCCGAGGUCAACUUACUGUCUCUGACCCGGGCGGCAUCCGUCACAGGCGGGUCGGACUCGUCAAAGCCCUCCUCCUCCAAACCCUACUCCUCCUCCUCCUCCCACCCGCUGGGGAAGCCCCCUCCCUAUUCGCCGGUGAAGUCGAGCCGACCCGAGCCCCGGCGGGCCCACUCCUGUUCCUCUUCUCCCCUCCUCUUCAACCCAGCCAAUGGGAGAUCCCUGACCAGCCCCCUGGACGAGCUCAACACUCUGUUCAACUCCGGGAGGAGCCUGCUCAAGAAGUCCACGCCUGGACGCAAGAUGAGGGACGGAGGGUUCAACUCAAACAUCAACCUUCCUGGGAGAGAAGACUCAGGCUCGGCCCCCACAUCCCCAUCCCCUCAGCUACAGGACAAGAAUGCCAAUAACCACUCCCCCCACUCCCCAAACCCCGCCUCCAUGGAGAAUGGCAACCCUCAUGGAGAAAGACUCUCUAACGGGUGUUUGGAAGAUGAGGGUCACUCCAAGUCCAUGUCCUCCAGCUCCUCCUCUCUGCACAGGCACAUGGACAGCCACCACACUCAGAGAAGCCAUCUGAACUUCUCUCCGUUUGGAGCGGGGGCCGCCCUCUAAGACGGGGGGGGGGGCUGCUGUCAGACAGGGGAACAGGAUGAUCCAGCGUCUGCGGAGGUUUGUGGAGGAGUGACCCCCUGGGGGAACAGCUGCGAUUGCACCAGGUGCAGUGUGAGGCACGGGGCUAACUGGAAGCAUUGGGACCACCCCACCCACCAGAAUGCUUUGGACCAACCGGAAGGCCUCCAUGAGAAGGGGGAGGCGCCUUCACGAUAUGGAUGUUUUCUUCAGACGCAUGAAGCAGACCUCCGUAUGUCGACACCACACUUUGAAACCUACGACUCUGCCCGCUGUCAGCUGCUGCUUCACCCCACCCCCUCUCCGUCCCCCCCACACAACCCCUUGAAGCUUAGCUCUCCCCCCCCUUCCCUCCCCCAGAGCGACAGCCAUUCUUCAGGGAGGAGAGGAGAAGCGCACCCGAGAUGUUCUUUCACAGUUUAGACAUGAAGAUAGAAGUUCCGCCGUCGUCUCUGUGGACAUGCCUAGCAUUGGGAAAUGACUUCCCGUACCUAACCCAUGGUGCUGACCACAUACUGUGGUACCCUGUGAUGUUCCAUGUUGCCAUCUCUGCGUGGGAGUCCCAGCUCCCCCAGAAUGCACCUCUCCCAUGUUUACAGGUGACCUAGCGCCUCUUCUUCAUCUCCUGUGACGGACCUCACGGUCGCUGCUCCGUUACGCCUUUGGUAGAUCAAAAUGCUUCAGGUACAGUGCAUUCCUGGGUGCAAAUAACAUCAAAUACUAGCACUGCACUUCAUUUAGUACGCCCAGUACAACGGGUGCGAUUGUACAAUCGCAGAAGUAUAAAUGGUGACAUAAAUCGAGUGCGCCUCAAACCCAUACGUGUGCGUUUGACCCAGCCCUCCUACCGCUCAAUCUGAGUCUAACCCGACUGAUAGGCUCCAGGUGCCACCGUCGCCUUAGCGACCAGGGGUCGGGGGUGAGUAGAACCAUCAGCCAUAUCCCAGGGCGCGUUUCUUUCGUCCCCUGUUACCUGCCGCCUGCCUUUCACUUUAGCACAAAGACGCAAUUCACAGCUCUCUUUACUGUGUUUUCAUGAGGAGGGAUUCUGUGUAUGGUGAGGUCAGAAUGUGUUACUCUAAGACAUACCGAGGACCCACAGAUAUAUUUGACAGCAUUGAGACAUUCAUGGCAACACGCACACACACAAACCACACGCAUAGUGGAUGACCACAGUGUCACUUCUACUACUCAAGAUCUCUCCAUGACCCUAUGUCGUAUGUGUCAACAAAGGCGCAUCUGACUGUGGUCCAGACUAAGCACAGGAACGUCUCAUCUUUACUGUAGCUCCUAACAGCAACCAAGGAGACCAUGGUAAUAGCCUGCUUAGGCUGAAGAGCUCAAGGCUGGACUCCUGAUUACCAGAGCUCUCCCAUGUACAGAAUCCCCCUCAAUCCAUCUCCAAUGGAACCAUACCCCAACCUCGCCAUGCAAGCACAUAAAAACAACCCCCUUCAUUCAGCUGCGUCGCUCUGAAAGCACCCACAACCCCCCUCCGCUUCUUCAGAAACCCCUGGCCCCUCCCCCGUCCACCCCAGCCCCUCCCCCAACCUCCAGGGGACCAGAGGUAUUGCCAUGGUAACCUCCCUGUAAAUAGUGGGACGGCGUUUUAAAUGUUAGAGGUUUUACUGUAGCAAAAAAAGCACAGAGAAAAGGCAGGGUAGAGAGGAUAGAAAUAUGGUGAAUAUUAUAUGGUCCAGAUUCAAGGAAUGUCUUGGGUUCGAUGCAAUGACUGAGGCAAAGAGAAGAGGUUUAUUUUAUAAUGUGACUAUUCUUUUCUUUUUCUUUGUUUGUCUUCUUCAGAAUGAUUGUCUAUUGAUAUCAAGUUCUUUAUACUGUAUUUAUCUUGUGCGUUUCCCAUGUUGAUAACUGCUGGUUUACUCCUGAGAGGCAGACGUGUUUACUAUGCCAGCCAGGAAGGUUGAGCGAAGGUGUAUUGCACAAUGUUGACGUGUGGUAUGGAUGAAGGGGGGUGCCGUGGCCGCAUCUCCACACCCAGGUGUCUCUCUCUUCAGGCAGGCCGAUCGGAGCAGAUCACCGUGUCAUGGCCCCAGACCUGGAGCGUCGAUAGAUCGGAUAGAUUUACCCCGUUCCCCGAUCCUUCAUCACGAUGACGUGAUUGAUCUGGUAUUUACAAAUGAGCCAUGCCAACCCUCCGCUUGGCCUUCCAUUAGCCCUGCUUAACAGGAGAACGCGUGUGUCGUUCACUCGCAACACUAAAGAGGCACACAAAUAUACACACGCGUACGAACGCACCUGCUGACGCACACACGUGUUCUCUGAAACACAUAUGUACCCUCACACACACACACACACACACACACACACACACACACACACACACGCAAUAGAGACUGAUUGACAUCAAUAAUCCUAUAGACCUUGAAUCCCUGAGAGUGGCAGCCACGCCCAGCACCCUCCAGCCCACACCAAGGUGGGGAGGUCUUCCUCUAUACAGGGUCCUAAAAAAAGUCAUGUUCAUGUAUGCUUAGUGGACGUAUUCAUCCCCACCCACGAGGAUUCUCUUGAAACGAUGGCGAGAAAAAAGACCAUGGAUUGUUUUUUUUGAUAGAAUUUUAGACAGUUAGCAGUGUGUGACCCUGCAUGACUUGCUGUCAGCUCCCCCGCCCCCCCCCCCCCCCCCCCCCCCCAUCCCGGCUGUCGCCAUCAGGCUUAAUGAUGUGAAUCACUAUUCUCACCGCACUGUGAAUCUGCCCUGUCUCUCACUGCCAUCCUGCCAUACUGACCCCCACCUGGCCAGCUUACUGACACCUCCACCCGCCACGAUACUGACACACCAACACCCCCACCUGUCACAACACUGACACACCCCUCCCACUAGCCCACACUUACACCAACACACACACACUCCAGCUCCAAUGAUGCACAACCCCCAAUCCCCCCACCAUAUUUUCAUACAGAACUAACAAACUGCCAUUUGUCAUUCCAAAUCAGGAAUCUGUGUGUACUAGUGUUCCUAGGUCAGUCCCUGGAUCAGGUGUGGUGCUAUGGCCAGGCCAGAUCAGGCAUCCUACUGAUCCCAGACCAGACCAUGUACAGAGCCGACGGGAGAGCUAGGACAGCCUGGCUGUUUCACUGCCUCUCAUUGUUGUUGUUGUUUUAAAGUUUCCCAUCUUUUGUACACAACCUGAAGCCAGUACCAUUUGAUCUGCAUUCAUAUGUGUUUGUGGAAAAAAAGAGAAGUUGUAUGUGUUUGUUUCAUAUAUCAUUGGCGAUGUUUUCUAAAUACGUGUACAGCAAUAAAGAAAACGGUGUCCA
This is a messenger RNA of Hypomesus transpacificus, 8859 nucleotides long. RefSeq names its product myosin XVI (gene myo16). The record is from RefSeq and is a predicted model, not a curated record. Gene Ontology annotation, biological process: negative regulation of G1/S transition of mitotic cell cycle; neuron projection morphogenesis; phosphatidylinositol 3-kinase/protein kinase B signal transduction. Gene Ontology annotation, molecular function: actin filament binding; protein phosphatase binding; cytoskeletal motor activity. Gene Ontology annotation, cellular component: nucleoplasm; perinuclear region of cytoplasm; myosin complex. NCBI's taxonomy places the organism in Eukaryota, Metazoa, Chordata, Actinopteri, Osmeriformes, Osmeridae.